Sphaeramia orbicularis (orbiculate cardinalfish) is the source of this 1333-nucleotide messenger RNA. It is a transcript of the gene glod4, whose product is annotated as glyoxalase domain containing 4. The transcript is spliced from 9 exons. Bases 80 to 976 code for a protein of 298 amino acids. NCBI's taxonomy places the organism in Eukaryota, Metazoa, Chordata, Actinopteri, Kurtiformes, Apogonidae. The record is from RefSeq and is a predicted model, not a curated record.
CGAUCGUCCAGGAAGUUCAAUCGAGCUUUGCAUAAGCAUCUACAGAACUAACAAUCUAUAAUAAUAUCCGUGAAGAAAUAUGGCUUUGAGACGUGCGUUGCAUUUUGUUUUCAAAGUUGGCGACAGGACCAAAACAGCUACAUUUUACCGAGAUGUGCUGGGCAUGAAGAUUUUACGCCAUGAAGAAUUUGAGGAAGGUUGCAAAGCUACUUGUAAUGGUCCCUAUGAUGGGAAAUGGAGCAAGACAAUGGUAGGUUUUGGACCAGAGGAUAACCAUUUUGUUGCAGAACUGACAUACAACUAUGGGGUGGGAGAGUAUCAGCUUGGUAAUGAUUUCUUGGGGCUGACUCUGCAGUCGAGUAAAGCUGUCAGCAAUGCUAAGCGUCUGGGGUGGCCUCUCACAGAGGUGGGAGAGGCUCUUUAUCUGACCCAUGCUCCAGGAGGAUACCCUUUCUACCUGGUUGACAAAGAACAGCCUCCUAGUGAUCCUGUACAGAAGGUUUGUCUGGCAGUAUCAGACCUCCAGAAAUCAACACACUAUUGGACUACACUCUUGGGAAUGAAGGUUAUGGAAAAAAAUGAGGAAAAGAAAACAGUGCUGAUGGGAUUCACAGACACUCAAUGUAAACUGGAGCUUCAUGAUAUUUGUGGGGCAGUAGAUCACAGAACAGCAUUUGGGAGAAUAGCAUUUUCAUGCCCAAGGGAGCAGCUGCCAGACCUGGAGGCUUUGAUGAAAAAAGAAAAUCAGAAAAUUCUUACACCAUUAGUCAGCCUGGACACUCCUGGAAAAGCCACAGUGGAAGUAGUUAUUUUGGCUGACCCAGAUGGCCAUGAAAUUUGCUUUGUGGGAGAUGAGGCUUUUAGGCAACUGUCCAUGGUGGACCCCAAAGGAAAUGAACUGCUUGAUAAGGCUAUGGCUGAAGAUAAAAGUGACGAGUGGUUUGCCAAACACAACAGACAGAAAGCUGCAGCAUGAGAUGGAGUCCACCUGAAAACUGUCCGCCAUCAUUUUAUGACAUUUAUAGGAGAUGCCUUAUAAGACAUCCAUGAUGUAAAUCUUGCUGUAGUGUUAGCUCCAUUAUGUUUUACCUGAACAUUUUUUGAAGCCCUACCUGUUAUCAUGCACAGCUGCUCUAAAAGCACUUAAAGGACCACUUCAGAGAGUUUUACUUUUUUUUAAUGGAUUAAGGUGUCAAAUAGUUUAUAUUAUGGUUAGCAAAAAGAAAAAGAUGUGGAAAAAUAUUAAAGUUAACACUGUUGUAUGAACUUGAAUCUUAUCUCUUGAAAAAUGACAUUAGUCAAUUAUUUGGUUUAAAUGAACUUUCUCAAUAAA